AUUUAGUUUAGUGUCAACUUAAAGUCAACGAAGUUCAUAAAUGUACAGACGCCAGUUAACGAAUUUGCGAUAUCAAAGAUGCUGCGUCCCAAAUUGUCUGACCUACGGCCCUUCGGAGAUUUUCAUCGCCUUUCCUUCUUCCGACUCCGUCCUCCGUCGGGCUUGGUUGGACGCCAUCCCCAGGAGCAAUUGGUACGUCUGCCACGACACCCGCAUCUGCAAGAACCAUUUCGUCAGCAACGGUAGCGAAGGUCGCAUAGCAGAAACCGACGUCCCAAAGAUAUUUCCCAAGCCGGCGACUACGAACCUGGAGAACAAAUAUAGAAAAAUCGAUAAGGGGAUGUUCCAGAUCUCCGCGAAUUAUGCAUUGCCCGAGACUUUUGGCGAUUUGGCAAUGCUUCCCAACUGCGACAGGUUCAUCUUCGAUUUUUUCAGCCUCCUACAGGAUUAUAAGAAUCAGCUGAAGGUGGUGCUGGAUGUUUGCAGAUGGAUGACGAGAGAGACAGCUGAUCGUUUGGAUUUUUACCAGUUGUCUUCCCCUGAGAGUGGGUUGAAGAUAUCGACGAGUAUUUCGAUCGAUAGCCAGUUGAAGCCUACGAUCGCUUUGGAGGGUAUUGUCAUGGAUCCUUUGGACUAUACGAGGCAUGUGCCUGUUAAUGGUAGGAUAACGCAUUGGGACCAACUCAAUUUGAUGCUGUUGGAUUACGGUUUCAACAGAGAAACUGAGAAUAAAGAUCAAGUUCCUCCCCUCCUAAUCGUUCGGACUGAUAACUUUAACGCGGUUUAGUUUUAAUAUUGUUUAGUUGUGUUACUUACGUGUUGUUGUAUCGAAUGAUUCAUUUAUUGUUGUUCUUUUUAUUACGAGUACACAUGUUUUGAUCAAAUGGAAAUCAAACGUUUGUGGUGGAUAAUUUUUGGGUUCAGUCACAAGAUCUUCUCUAGAAUCUGCCCACAAGCUUACAGUUCUUAUUCACUCUAGAAAUCAUCCUGUAUGAUUUCAUAACCUAUGUAAGGUUAGUUUGUGCUGGUUUUUAAUCGUAUGAAAUAUUUUCUCAGUACAAAAAAACAGCAAAAGGUUGUGGAUGGAUGAUGCAAGAAGUGGCAGAUCUUUUGGAGUUCUAUCAUUUGGUUUCUUCAAUAAUACCUUCAAAACAUCGAUGAGUGAAUGGAUUGAGAGUCAGUUGAGGCCUACAAUCGCUUUGGAUGCCAUUAUCAUAGAUCCUUUGGACUAUUAGAGAUUUUUGGAGAUUUGUCAAUUCUUCCCAACUGUUACAGGUUCAUCUUCGAUUUUUUCAGCCUCCUACAGGUAAACAAGAAUCAGCUGAAGGUGAUGCUGGAUGUUUGCAGAUGGAUGACGAGAGAGACAGCUGAUCGUUUGGAUUUCUACCAGUUGUCUUUCCCUGAGAGUGGGUUGAAGAUAUCAACGAGUAUUUCGAUCGACAGCCAGUUGAAGCCUACGAUCGCUUUGGAUGUCAUCAUCAUGGAUCCUUUGCACUAUACGAGACAUGUGCCUGUUAAUGGAAGGAUGACGCAUUGGGACCAACUCAAUUUGAUGCUGUUGGAUUACGGUUUUAACAGAGAAACUGAGAAUAAGGAUCAAGUUCAUCCUCUCCUAAUCGUUCGGACUGAUAACUUUGACGCGGUUUAGUUUUGAUAUUGUUUAGUUGAGUUACUCACGUGUUGUUGUAUCAAAGUAUUCUUUUAUUGUUGUUUUCUUUGUAAUGAAUACACAUGUUUCGAUCAAAAGGAAAUCAAACGUUUUUGGUGGAUAAUUUUUGGCUUCAGUCAUAAGAUCUUCUUUGGAAUCCGUCCACAAGCUUACAGUUCUUAUUCACUCUAGAAGCUGAAAUCAUCCUGUAUGAUUUUAUAACCUAUGCAAGGUUAGUUUUUACUGGUUUUUAAUCAUAUGAAUGGUUUUCUCAGUACAAAAACCAGCAUAAUAUAGUGAUUGGAUGAUGCAAGAAUUUGAAGUUCUACCAUUUGUAUUCCUCAAUAACACCUUCAAAACAUCGAUGAGGAUAUCGAUUGACAGUCAAUUGAAGCCUACGAUUGUUUUGGAUGUCAUUAUCAUGGAUCCUUUGAACUAUUCUAGACUUUUGGCUAUUUGGCAAUACUUCCCAACUGCGAUAGCUUCAUCUUCGAUUUUUCAGCCUCCUACAGGAUUACAAGAAUCAGCUGAAGGUGGUGCUGGAUGUUUGCAGAUGGAUGACGAGAGAGACAGCUGAUCGUUUGGAUUUCUACCAGUUGUCUUUCCCUGAGAGUGGGUUGAAGAUAUCGACGAGCAUUUCGAUCGACAGCCAGUUGAAGCCUACGAUCGCUUUGGAGGGCAUUAUCAUGGAUCCUUUGGACUAUACGAGACAUGUGCCUGUAAAUGGUAGGAUAACGCAUUGGGACCAACUCAAUUUGAUGCUGUUGGAUUAUGAUUUCAACAGAGAAACUGAGAAUAAAGAUCAAGUUCCUCCCCUCCUAAUCGUUCGGACUGAUAACUUUAACGCGGUUUAGUUUUGAUAUUGUUUAGUUGUGUUACUUACGAGUUGUUGUAUCAAAUGGUUCAUUUAUUGUUGUUCUUUUUAUUACGAAUACACAUGUUUUCAUCAAAUGGAAAUUAAACGUUUCUGGUGGAUUUUUUUUUCAGUCACAAGAUCUUCUUUAUAAUCUGCCCACAAGCUUACAGUUCUUAUUCACUCUAGAAAUCAUCCUGUAUGAUUUCAUAACAUAUGUAAGGUUAGUUUGUGCUGGUUUUUAAUCGUAUGAAAUAUUUUCUCAGUACAAAAAAAAAGCAAAAGUUUGUGGAUGGAUGAUGCAAGAAGUAGCAGAUCUUUUGGAGUUCUAUCAUUUGGUUUCUUCAAUAAUACCUUCAAAACCUCGAUGAGUGAAUGGAUUGAGAGUCAGUUGAAGCCUACGAUCGCUUUGGAUGCCAUUAUCAUAGAUCCUUUGGACUAUUAGAGAUUUUUGGAGAUUUGUCAAUUCUUCCCAACUGUUACAGGUUCAUCUUCGAUUUUUUCAGCCUCCUACAGGUAAACAAGAAUCAGCUGAAGGUGGUGCUGGAUGUUUGCAGAUGGAUGACGAGAGAGACAGCUGAUCGUUUGGAUUUCUACCAGUUGUCUUUCCCUGAGAGUGGGUUGAAGAUAUCGACGAGUAUUUCGAUCGACAGCCAGUUGAAGCCUACGAUCGCUUUGGAGGUCAUCAUCAUGGAUCCUUUGCACUAUACGAGACAUGUGCCUGUUAAUGGAAGGAUGACGCAUUGGGACCAACUCAAUUUGAUGCUGUUGGAUUACGGUUUUAACAGAGAAACUGAGAAUAAGGAUCAAGUUCAUCCUCUCCUAAUCGUUCGGACUGAUAACUUUAACGCGGUUUAGUUUUAAUAUUGUUUAGUUGUGUUACCUACGUGUGGUUGUAUCAAAUGAUUCAUUUAUUGUUGUCCUUUUUAGUACGAAUACACAUGUUUUCAUCAAAUGGAAAUUAAACGUUUCUGGUG
Molecule: messenger RNA, 3478 nt
Organism: Harmonia axyridis
Lineage: Eukaryota; Metazoa; Arthropoda; Insecta; Coleoptera; Coccinellidae
Exons: 2
Coding region: 41-787 (248 amino acids)
Source: RefSeq, a predicted model, not a curated record